AUGGGCCUUGGAAAGACCAUUCAGGCUAUGGAAUUUUUGGCUCAUCUAGCUGAAGAUAAAAAUAUAUGGGGACCUUUUCUUGUUGUUGCUCCUGCAUCUGUAUUGAACAACUGGGCAGAUGAAAUUACCCGCUUUUGCCCUGACUUGAAAACUCUUCCAUAUUGGGGUGGGCUUCAGGACUGUACAGUUCUGAGGAAAAAAAUCAACCCGAAGACACUAUACUGCAAGGAUGCUGGGUUUCACAUUCUUAUCACCAGCUAUCAGCUACUUGUUUCUGAUGAGAAGUACUUUCGGCGGGUGAAAUGGCAAUAUAUGGUGUUGGAUGAAGCCCAAGCAAUUAAAAGUUCAAACAGUAUAAGAUGGAAGACACUGCUUAGUUUUAAUUGCCGAAAUAGGCUUCUGCUUACUGGCACUCCAAUCCAAAAUAAUAUGGCAGAGUUGUGGGCCUUACUACAUUUCAUUAUGCCAACCUUAUUUGAUAGUCACGAACAGUUUAAUGAGUGGUUUUCUAAAGGAAUUGAGAGCCAUGCAGAACAUGGUGGUACUUUGAAUGAGCACCAGCUUAACCGAUUGGUUGACAAGUUUGCUUUGGAUGCUUUACAUGAUAAUGCAGAACUUCAUUUGCAGUCUUUGGAGCCGUUGAUUCAGUAUUUUGCAGCCCCAUCAAAAUGCACUUAUACUACAUGCAUUUAUGGAUCUCUUUUGUUCGUUUGUUCGUGUUAAUCUUUUCUCAGAGAAGGUAACUG
Humulus lupulus (European hop) is the source of this 746-nucleotide messenger RNA. RefSeq names its product chromatin-remodeling ATPase INO80-like. Gene Ontology annotation, molecular function: ATP-dependent chromatin remodeler activity; ATP hydrolysis activity; ATP binding. Gene Ontology annotation, cellular component: Ino80 complex. The record is from RefSeq and is a predicted model, not a curated record. The transcript is spliced from 7 exons. NCBI's taxonomy places the organism in Eukaryota, Viridiplantae, Streptophyta, Magnoliopsida, Rosales, Cannabaceae. Gene Ontology annotation, biological process: DNA repair. Bases 1 to 723 code for a protein of 240 amino acids.